ACCAAAAUCGAGUAGCCAUUGUCAAUGGAGGUUUAUUUAAGGAAACCAACAUUAUAGAAAAACAAAUUACAUCUUGUUCCCAUUUUAAUAAUUCUUCAUUCUGGAUUUCAUUCAUUCAUAAUAAUAAUACCAACAUAACUUGCUUCUCCAAUUUUCUUGCUUCUUCUUUUUUUUUUUUUUUCUGGAAACCUGAAUUUUGGAGGAAAAAAAAGAGCCAAACAUGCCUUUCUGCGAGGUGAGCAAACGCCAAAACGGUGUGGAUGCAACUAACAAUAAUGGAACCAAUAUUUUUUAUAGAACUUAUGGUCAAGGCCCUGUCAAAGUUCUCUUAAUUAUCGGAUUGGCUGGGACACACAGUUCAUGGUACCCACAAAUCAAGGCACUGGCCGGAACUGUUACACCGAAUGAUGCAGAAUCGCCGGCCGGUGAAGGUGGUGUUGAGGUGUGUGCUUUUGAUAAUCGUGGAAUGGGCCUAAGUUCUGUCCCCACUAAAAAAUCUGAGUAUACCACAAGCAUUAUGGCGAAAGAUGCAAUUGCAUUAAUGGAUCACUUGGGGUGGGAAAAAGCACACGUCUUUGGCCAUUCCAUGGGAGCUAUGAUAGCUUGCAAAUUGGCGGCAAUGGUGCCUGGGAGAAUUUUAUCUUUGGCUUUACUGAACGUCACAGGAGGAGGCUAUGAAUGCAUACCCAGGCUUGAUCGUCAAACUCUAUCAAUUGCUGUCCGGUUUUUGAAGGCAAAAACUCCUGAGCAGAGGGCUGCUGUUGAUUUAGACACCCAUUACUCAAAGGAGUACCUCGAGGAAUAUGUGGGAACUACAACACGAAGAGCAGUAUUAUAUCAAGAAUACGUCAAAGGCAUAUCAGCAUCCGGGAUGCAGUCAAAUUGUGGGUUUGAUGGACAGAUAAAUGCUUGUUGGACUCAUAAGAUAUCACGGGCUGAUCUUGAAUCUAUCUGCUCUGCUGGAUUCCUAAUAUCUGUUAUCCAUGGCAGGGAUGAUGUCAUUGCUCAAUUAGGCCAUGCAAAGAGGCUUGCGAAGAAGUUAUAUCCAUAUGCUAGAAUGGUAGAACUUCACGGAGGACAUCUUGUUAGUCAUGAAAGGACAGAAGAGGUCAAUGACGCACUUCUUGAGUUGAUCAAGGCAUCCGCGAGUAAGAUUAGCCCGCAUGACUGGACAAAUUUGCCGGAGAAAAGGUCUGGAUGGAAUAUUACCCCACUUACAAGAAAAAGCUCUCCAGAAGGAAGCAGAUCGUCUGUCAUGGUUGACAUUGUAGGAAGGCUCCAGAUAUUCUUGGUGUUCUUUUUUGGCCUGUUUAUGUUGGCAUUUGAGUAUAUGCGAAGAGGUGUAAGUCGUCUAAAACCAGUAAGAGUAAACGCAGCCCUCACAUGAAGCAAUGGUGGCAAAUUCAGUCCCACUGGUAACUUAACCGGUGAAAUUAAGCACGGGAUUAAUAUGCUUGAUCCUGUUCUAAGAUGACCACGAAUUAACUGUACAACGUUUUACAUACAAGAAUCGCAUUACGAAAAGAAGGAAAGGAGGACGGAUAAAAUGGCAAAACUACACUGUGCUGACAAAAAGAUCAGCACCAGGCAUUACAGCCCUUGCCACUUUUUAUUUUGUAGUUGGUUAGGUCGCAGAGCAAUUUCUAAAUUUCAAUGUGUCGAGUGCAGAUCAUAUUCCUUUUUCUAAUGAUAAUUAUCUUUUUUGAUGAAUCAAACAAGAAACUGCAGUUCUCUGAUAUUGUACUCUGCAUUAUGCUAAGUCUUAAUACGCCAUAUUCUGAUUCA
Molecule: messenger RNA, 1785 nt
Organism: Lycium barbarum (goji berry)
Lineage: Eukaryota; Viridiplantae; Streptophyta; Magnoliopsida; Solanales; Solanaceae
Exons: 10
Coding region: 221-1387 (388 amino acids)
Source: RefSeq, a predicted model, not a curated record